Messenger RNA from Maylandia zebra (zebra mbuna), 1599 nucleotides. Its product is annotated as caspase a-like. Gene Ontology annotation, molecular function: cysteine-type endopeptidase activity. Gene Ontology annotation, biological process: proteolysis; regulation of inflammatory response; regulation of apoptotic process. NCBI's taxonomy places the organism in Eukaryota, Metazoa, Chordata, Actinopteri, Cichliformes, Cichlidae. The record is from RefSeq and is a predicted model, not a curated record. Gene Ontology annotation, cellular component: NLRP3 inflammasome complex; IPAF inflammasome complex; AIM2 inflammasome complex.
CUGGAGGACACAGGUUGCAAAUUUGUGAAGUAAAGUUUAUGAAAGAUGGCAGAUAAGGAGCUUGCCAGAGUGAGAGGACGGUUUGUUGAAAAGGUAUCAAAAGCCCUUCUUAAACAGCUCCUGGAUGACCUUUUAGAAGAGGGUUUGCUGAAUGAUGGAGAGACAGACUCUGUGCUCGAAGACAACAGCAACAAAGCAGACAUGGCCCGUGCUCUCAUCGACAUGGUGAAGAGGAAAGGAGAUAAAGCUAGCAGGAAGAUGAUCGAACACCUGGAGAAGAGAGAUCCUACACUUUACUCUGAGCUGGGUCUGUCCUGUGGUCAGCCUCCUGCGUCUCAGAAGGAGCAAAGCUGGUCGUCCAAACUCAUCGCCACAACUGACUCUUUCUGGAGGACAAAGCUGAACGAUAAAAAUAUUUACCCUGUGGCAGAAAAGUCCAUCAGCAGUCGAGUGGCCCUCCUAAUCACUAAUCGAAAUUUUUCUGAUGAGAGAUUAACCCGAAAAGGAGCUGAAGUUGACGAGGAGAACAUGGAUAAACUUCUCCGAUCUCUGCAUUAUGAAGUGGUCAAAUACAAAGAUCUCACUGGAAAGAUGAUCGAUGAGGCUCUGAUGAAUUUCUCCAAACAUCCCAAACUCAAAGAGACAGACAGUGUGUUUGUGGUGAUUAUGUCUCACGGGAAACGGGGAAUUGUCCUCGGUGUCAAUCACAGAGAAGAAGUGGAACCAGAUGAAUUCCCUGUUGACAAUAUUUACAAGUACUUGGGCUCACAGAAAUGCUCAGCACUGCUAAACAAACCAAAGAUCAUCAUCAUCCAGGCCUGCAGAGGAGAAUCUGGUGGCUCCGUGAUGGUUAGUGACAGUGCAAAAGUGGUCUGUGAUGAUGUGUCACAGAGCCGCUUUGAUGAAAACAGCAUUGUGGAUGACUCUACUCGAUACGUGCACAAAGAAAAGGACUUCGUUUCACUUCUGUCCAGCACCCCAGACACUGUUUCAUACAGACAGGAAGACCGUGGGUCUUUUCUGAUCCAGUUCAUCAAGGAGGUAUUCAACACGUGCUCUCAUGAGGACGACAUCGACGAGCUCUUCAGAAAAGUCAUGCAACGCUUUGAAGAUUUUCCCUCUGAGAAACUGAGACAGAUGCCAACCAAAGACAGAUGCACUCUAACCAAGCGCUUCUACCUCUUUCCAGGCCGCUGAGACAGGAUUGAAUUUUGGUCAAAGGAAACACAUAAUAAGUGCUAAUAAGUACAUUAAUGAUUUCAUGGAUUAUCACUUCCUAGUAAUAAGGGAUUCAUACUUAUCUGUAGUAUAACGAGGGAUAUGCAUUGAUUAUUGUGAAUUAUAUGUAAAAUAUUGAUUUCUUUGUUUCUGUUUUUACUGCUUUGUGAAAGUGAAUGUGAGAUUUUGUCAACUUUUAAUACGUUUGGACAUUUUAGUAGCUAUAUGAGUGAGUGUAUCAUUUACAUUCAUCAGUUGUUCUUGUCUAUAAUGUCAUCACUGUUACUGUUAUGUGUCUAAAUAAGUAAAUGAGCCCUUAGUUACAGUAAAUGAAUCUUGUAUUAACUAAAAUGUUAACACCAGCGGUCUCCAACCUUUUUU